CGUUAAGGGGAAAAAAAUAACAACAGGAUGGCAUCCUUCAGAGUACUGCAUCCCUAGGGAGGCCCCAGUCUGGCUGACAGUCAGUGGGGCAGAUCGUUUUGGGGAGGGGAGGGCGAGCGAGCUUCCCCUUGCUGAAGGCUGACUUGGGUACAGACAAGGCUGCCGCUGCUUUUCGGAUCUCCGCCAUCGGCAGCGGAGUGACUAGAUGAUAAUGGAAAUUAUAUAAGGCAACCCCACCGACAGGGAUCUGCUCGCUGGAGCCGAGGCUAAGCAGAUCUACGAAUAUCCCGGACUCCUGCUCGGAACUCAUCUCGCCCAGCUCCAGGAGCGCAGCCCGCUUGGCAGGGAGAGUGAAAACGGGCCCGAGGCUCAGCUACCUCAGGAUAUGGAAACACGAUGUUGUUUAGUGUUGAAUAACAGUAACACGUCCAGGCUCCCCGCUUAGUAGAGAUUCAUUUUCCCGGCGGCCGCUUAUCAUUCGGAAACUACUUCUUUUGAGUUAGAUCAAACGCUCCGCACGAGUCUUUCCGAAAAUCUCCGAUUGCUAACGGAUGUGUCCGAGAACCGGAUACGGAAAAAGACGAGCGCAUCCGGAAGAAGACGAGCGAAGUUCGGCCAGCCCAAAUCCCUCGAAGACUUCGAAGCCGAAUCGGGCGAGAAGCCAUCAUGGCGGACAAGAUUGCGCAGCUCCGGGCGGAUGGGAUCCAGAAGCGGUUGGUGCAGGAAGGCCGGGGACCGGCGCUUGAUUACCAAGAUGGUACCAAGGUGACUUUCCACUAUCGCACCAUGCUUUGCAGUUCAGAUCAGAAAGUACUAGAUGACAGUCGUACCCGGGACAAGCCUAUGGAGCUGAUCUUCGGCAAGAAAUUCAAGCUGCCUGUCUGGGAAACUAUCUUGCACAGCAUGCAGGAGGGCGAGGUGGCUGAAUUUUUGUGUGACACAAAGCAUGUGGUCUUAUAUCCGAUGGUGUCCAAGAGCCUGAGGAACAUUGCAGCUGGGAAAGAUCCUAUGGAGGGACAACGACAUUGUUGUGGCAUUGCCCAGAUGCACGAGCAUCAGUCGCUGGGUUACCCAGACCUUGACGAGCUCCAGCAGAACCCCCAGCCCCUCAUCUUUGCCUUUGAAGUGCUCAAGGUAGAAACACCUGGCACGUACCGACAGGAUCCAUGGGCUAUGUCAGAUGAGGAGAAGAUGAAGGCCGUGCCCCUGAUCCACCAGGAGGGCAAUGAGCUCUACAAGGAAGGCAAAGUGCAAGAGGCGGCUGUCAAAUACUACGAUGCAAUUGCUUGCCUUAAGAACCUGCAAAUGAAGGAGCAGCCAGGAUCUGCCGACUGGAUCCAGUUGGACCAACAGAUCACUCCUUUAUUGUUGAAUUACUGUCAGUGUAAGUUGCUGAACGAGGAGUACUAUGAAGUGCUGGAUCACUGCUCCUCUAUUCUCAACAAGUAUGAAGAUAACGUCAAAGCCUACUUCAAGAGAGCCAAGGCUCACGCAGCUGUCUGGAACUCAGCUGAAGCUCAGGCCGAUUUUGCCAAAGUAUUGCAACUGGAUCCAUCGUUGACCCCAGUGGUAACCCGGGAGCUGCGCAACUUGGAGUCCCGCCUGCGUGAGAAAGAGGACGAGGAUAAGAUCCGUUUCAAAGGCAUCUUCUCCCAGUAGUCCUUGGACCGGCUGUUGAUGCUCUCAUUCAGGACAGCUCUUGCUUUCUAUCUGAGCCUGUCCAGGGAGAAGUUGUGUAAAUGUGGUGUGUUGCUCCUUGUCAGGCUUAUCCCCACCCUCCACACCAACCUUGGAGGGAGCCAGCUUUUCCUGCCAACAGAGUUUGUACUCUCCGUGCCAAUAGCACUAUUUGCUACUGCCUGGGUUAGAUAACGGCAAGAAAGCAUUUCAGAUUCUCCAAGCCAAAGCAGGAUGGGUGGAAAGCAUGCCCAGAAAUGUAUCUGCCACUUAGGUGGCAGCCUACCUUUCUCCUGUAAUUGAUUUUAUUCUCCUAUUUCAUCACACAUGGUGCCUUUUGGUCAUCUGAGCACAAGGAAAGAAAAUUACUUUCUUGGGCUGAUGUUUUAUGAAAGGGCUGGCAAAAGCUCUGGCUGAAGGUUUUGCUUUGAAUCGAGGCUUCUUUUCCAUCUCCAAAUGUCCUUUUGGCUGCUAGAUGAAAGGCUGGGCAUAGGAGCAUCUGAUCUCUAGAAACGGCAGCAGCUUCCACAUCUGUGGAUGUGGGCAAGAGAAAAUGGGUGCCAAUAAUGACAAGUCUGGGCCCUUGAGUAUCAUCCCUGCUCCUUCUCUUGAGUCAUGCAAGCACAUACAUAAUCUCAAUUAGGCGCCCUUUCCCCAAUCCUUGCUGCUACUUGGAUAUAUAGGAUUAUACCCAGUAAUCCCCCACCCACAAGAUUCCUUUCUAAAAGAAGCAUAGCCAGUGUCUGUUGCAAGUUAAGAAGAGAAUAGCAAAGCAUAUCUGAGAGAAAGGCGGGAACUCCUGUCUGCUAUAGUGAGGUGGCUGUGCUGGCAAACUCCUCAGCCCAACCCUGAGGAAGGAAUCCCAUGCUGGUCGAAUCUGAGUGGAAGAGUUGUGCAUUGUUGCUUCCCAGGCUUGGAUUGGUGGAGCUGCUGUAGUCCGCCUGCCAGGGGACAUUUGAGUUCCCACCCAACGCUUACUUAGAUUUGAUAUAUGAAAGAGAGAGAGAGAGAGAGAGAGAGAGAGACCUGGUGGGCAUGGCUUCCUAAUUAAAAUAGGAUGAAAUAUGUCCGUCCGUCCUCUCUUGUAGAAGCCAUAGGAGCAAAGGUGAUGCUAGCCAGCCUAUCUCAUCUAUGUGUUGGAGUGGUGUGCUGUGUUCCACCCUCAAUAGCUUCUGACUUAGAAAUCUCCACCACAAAAUCAUCCCUUCUUGAAUGCCAACUUUCCUCCAUCAGUAGCAGUUCCUGGCAAAGCGGUCCCUGGACUUAAGUUCUGUGGCCACUCCUUGUUCAAAAACGUGCCAGCUCUUGAGUUUUGUUCUUGAGCAGAGCAAGAAGGGGGAGAUGGGCGUGCGGUCCUGAGCCGGUACAGAAACCAGCUUCAGCUGGGGCUGUGGAGUGGUGGUUGUCAGUCCCUCCCUCCAGAAACUCUGUAGCCGAGUUUCCCACAAGGUGUGCUGUGUGUGGGAGGAGUUGUAUGGGGAUUACCUUGCUGGAUUUGGACCAGAAAACCCUCACGACUACAAACAGGAGCCGAACUCUUGACUGUCUUGCUUUUGAUGGCGCAGGGUAGUGAAGGCCCUACCUAGGAGGUAGGCUUCCCAGUCCACUCCCCAUUCUCAAGUAACAGAGAACAGUAGUCAUUUGCUGUUAUCUUUUAACCCCUCUCACAAAUUUUCUUGGCAGCUUUCCAGUCUGGGGUCAAGGACCUGUUUAGUGUGUUUGUCUCCCAUGUGUCUGUGUGUGUCUUAUCUAUUGAUUGCAGCCAAGAGACAGGGUGAAAAUGGUUCCUUCAUAAGACCAGAACGAGGGAUGUGUCUGGUUGAGUGCAGCUUUCCAUAACUGGGAGCUCUCUAGCUGAGUUUGGGCUACCUUGGGGAAGCGCAGCCUAGAUGAAGAAGCUGAGCUAUGUAGAGCAGGAGAGGA
Messenger RNA from Notechis scutatus (mainland tiger snake), 3600 nucleotides. RefSeq names its product AHR interacting HSP90 co-chaperone (gene AIP). The record is from RefSeq and is a predicted model, not a curated record. Lineage: Eukaryota; Metazoa; Chordata; Lepidosauria; Squamata; Elapidae. Gene Ontology annotation, molecular function: peptidyl-prolyl cis-trans isomerase activity; protein binding.